Molecule: messenger RNA, 985 nt
Organism: Zingiber officinale
Lineage: Eukaryota; Viridiplantae; Streptophyta; Magnoliopsida; Zingiberales; Zingiberaceae
Product: TLC domain-containing protein 5-like
Exons: 5
Coding region: 207-908 (233 amino acids)
Cellular component (GO): membrane
Source: RefSeq, a predicted model, not a curated record
CAGGUGGACCACGUGAACAACUUGCCACUUACCUCGCCAUUAAUUAAUGACCCAGUUGUUAGCGUUCAUGUUCAUGAGCAAUUAAAUUAGCUCAACUAAUAUUUAUCGCACGCCUGCAUAAAUUAUUGACGAAUGGAACAGAGCGCAAUCGCCAAGCUAGCUGUUGAAAUCCUCAAGGAGAAUCGCAUCCCUUUGUAGACGUUGCCAUGGAGGAUUACAUAGUGAACUGGGUGAUCUCGGGGGCGCUCUUCUGGUCGACGACCUUCUUGCUCGUCCGCAGCCUGCUUCAGAAUCGCUCCUUCGACUUCUGCAACCGCGUCGUCUCUACCAUCCACGCCGCGGUCGCUGUCUCCUUCGCCUCCUUCUCCGUGCAGGACUGGAGAUGCCCUGCGUGUCCCCUGGCCUCCAGCUCCUCUCCUCUGCAGAUGAAGGCGUUGUCCGUGACGCUGUCUUAUUUGAUUUAUGACAUGGUGUGCUGCCUGUUCGACGAAAAUCCCAAGAUGGACAACUUAAUCCACCACGUAGUUAGCAUCGUUGGGAUCGGAGCAGGGCUCGCCUAUGAAAUGUGUGGGUCAGAAAUGGUGGCAUCGAUGUGGAUCACAGAGAUUUCUAGUCCUUUCCUCCACAUGAGGGAGCUUCUAAAAGAGCUUGGUUACAGAGACACCAACCUCAAUUUCACUGUCGAUGUUUUGUUUGCCAUUACCUUUUCCUUGGCCAGGAUGGUUGUUGGCCCAUGUCUGACAUAUGUGACCCUAACAGCAGAAAAUCCGCUCCUGAUUAAGGCCAUGGCGCUGGGUCUGCAGCUGGUCAGUGCGUUUUGGUUCUACAAGAUCGUCAAGAUGUUACGAUAUAAGAUUGCAAAGAGGACGAGGACGGUUGAUAAGGCAGCCAAAGUUUCUGUUCAUUGAAUUUAAUUAGUGCUUAGUGAAUGAAACAAAAUUUGUCGAUAUUGUAAUUUGCUUCUGAAUUCUAGCUUCUCGUGAAA